AAAAAAUUCACUGUUCUUUUUUUGGUGUUUUGUGAGUUCUUUAGAGGAAUUUCGAUUCCUUUUUCGUGUUUUGAAAAAUUUAAGACACUAUAGAACACGACGGAUAAGAAUUGAAGCGUUUUGUUUGGAUUUGGAGGGGUUAGUUUGUUCGUUUUGUGGGGAUUUUCGGAGUCUUCUGGAUGCUUUCAGCGUUGGAAGAAGAAAACGGAGACACCUGUGAGGUAAAGAGUUCGCGAAUUCCUGGACUGUGAGUCUGUGACUUUGUGAGAGUCUUUAAAGGGAACAGCCUGGGGUUAUGAUCCUCAGGAUAGAAAUAAGGUUUAAUUGUUUGGAGAAUCAUCGGAAAAGUUGUUUCAGUUCUGUGUUACCUUCAUUGUUUUUGGGGGUUUGGGGAUGAGGAAUGAUGGGCAGAAGCCUCAGGGAGGAGUGCCCAGGCCUGGCCGGAACAAUGGGUUGGUCAAUUCUUCGUUUCGUGCUCUUUCGAGUUAUCUGAAGAUUGUCCAGUCUGGUGCUUCAACCGUUGUGAGGUCUGCCGUGUCGGCUGCUUCUACGAUUGCGGAUAGGGAUAGUGAUAACAGCCAUGAUCAGGUGCACUGGGCUGGGUUCGACAAGUUAGAAUGUGAGGGAGACAUCACUCGGCAAGUGCUCUUGCUGGGUUAUCGGCAUGGUUUCCAGGUUUGGGAUGUUGAAGAAGCAGAUAAUGUGCGGGACCUAGUUUCUAGGCACGAUGGUCCUGUUUCAUUCUUGCAAAUGUUACCAAGACCAAUUGCAUCAACACAAUCUGGAGAUAAGUUUGCAGACAGUCGUCCAUUGCUGGUAAUUUGUGCAGAUGGAUCUUUUUCUGGAGGUGGUAACACUCAGGAGGGUCUGGCCACAGCUUGCAAUGGGAGCAUCCAAAAUUGCCAUGAUUCAUUGAAUGCUGCUUUUGUGCCUACUGCAGUUUGGUUUUAUUCCUUGAAAUCUCAAUCUUAUGUGCAUGUGCUAAAGUUCAGAUCAGUUGUUCAUCUGGUAAGGUGCAGCUCUCGAGUUGUUGCCGUUUUACAAUCGGCUCAGAUCCACUGUUUUGAUGCUGCAACUUUAGAGAGGGAGUACACUAUUCUUACUAAUCCUAUAGCUCCUGGUUCUUCUGGAUAUGGAAGUAUAGGCUUUGGACCUCUUGCAGUAGGCCCUAGGUGGAUGGCUUAUAGUGGAAGUCUAGUAGCAGUCUCAAAUUCUGGACGUGUCACUCCACAACAUCUUACACCAUCUGUGAGUUUCCCUGGUCCCGUUUCAAACGGGAGCCUGGUUGCACACUAUGCAAAAGAAUCAAGCAAGCAACUUGCUGCUGGGAUUGUCACCCUAGGGGACAUGGGAUAUAAGAAGCUCUCCAGGUACUACUCCGAGCUUUUACCAGAUGGCAACAAUUCGCUGCAGUUGGGGAUUCCUCGCUUGAAAGCCCAAGGAGUUCCUAUCGGCCAUUUGCCUGAUGCAGAUAAUAUUGGAAUGGUCAUUGUUAGAGAUAUUAUCAGCAAAUCUGUUAUUGCCCAGUUUAGAGCACAUAAGAGUCCUAUUUUAUCGUUAUGCUUUGAUCCCACUGGGACCCUUCUGGUGACAGCUUCGGUUCAGGGUCAUAACUUCAAUGUUUUUGGAAUAAUGCCUGGAGCGUCUGGAAAUUCCUAUGGUUGUGAUUCGGGUGCAUCUUAUGUCCAUCUUUAUAGGCUGCAACGAGGUUUUACAAAUGCAGUUAUACAGGACAUCAGUUUCAGUAAAGACAGCCACUGGAUUAUGAUUAGUUCCUCUAGAGGGACAAGUCAUCUGUUUGCUAUAUCUGCUUCAGGUGGAUCAGUUAAUUUUCAGGGUGGCGAUGCUUGUUCUGGUGACAGGAACAGUGUAUCUGGUGUGACGCCAAAGCCUACAGUUUGUGGGCCACCAGAUUCAGGCUUACAGAUGUGUAAUCAACAAAGCCUCUGUACAUCUGGCCCUCCAAUUACUCUUUCUGCUGUAAGCAGAAUAAGGAGUGGAAAUAACAGUUGGAAAAGCACUGUAACUGGUGCUGCUGCGACUGCUGCGGGUAGGUUCAGUACCCCCUCUGGGGCUUUUGCUUCGGCUUUCCACAGCUGCAGAGGCAAUGAUUUGUUUGUGGAUACCAGCUCUCUGAAGGCAAACUAUCAUCUGCUGAUUUUCUCUCCUCCUGGUUGUAUUGUACAAUAUGCACUGCGUGUAUCUUCUGGACAAGAUUCUGUUCCCGCUGUGCCUGUAUUAAGUGCUGCUUAUGAAUCAGAUCUGGAAUGUGAUACAAGAUUAGUCAUUGAGGGAAUCCAGAAGUGGAAUAUUUGUCCGAAGCAGAAUCGUAGAGAGCGAGAAGAUAAUAUUGAUAUAUACGGGGAAAAUGGAAAUACAGACAGCAGUAAAGUAUUUCCUGAAGGGACUAAAAAGGAAAAUAGAGUUUACCCUGUGGCUAUGGCAGAAAAAAAGAUCAGUCCCGAGGAAAAACAACAUAUGUAUAUAUCUGAAGCUGAGCUGCAAAUGCAUCAAGCCUGGAUUCCAUUGUGGGCAAAGCCAAAGAUGUACUUCCAGUCUCUGGUGACUGAUGGCAUCAAAGUAGGUGAAGAAGAUGCUUCAGGAGGAGAAAUUGAGAUCGAAAGAAUCCCUACUCGCAUGAUCGAAGCGAGGUCAAAAGAUUUAGUUCCCGUGUUUGAUUAUCUUAGAGCUCCCCCUUUCCGACAAACCAGGACUCCUGCUUUGGAUGGGACUAAUAAUGGGCGACCGCUGCAUCAGAGAUCUAAGCUGUCUGAAAAUGGCAGGCUUACACGCAGGAGCAGCAGUGACUCUCUUGAUGGCACUUCUGAUGGUGGCGUCACCGGUGCUGAACUUCACAACAGUAUUGAAGAAACUGGCUGGCAUGGUCUUCUGAUGCCAACAGAAACAACCAAGGGCUCUGUAACUAAUAGUGACAGCCUUAAAUAG
Ilex paraguariensis (yerba mate) is the source of this 2946-nucleotide messenger RNA. NCBI's taxonomy places the organism in Eukaryota, Viridiplantae, Streptophyta, Magnoliopsida, Aquifoliales, Aquifoliaceae. The record is from the annotation of a GenBank genome assembly.